AUCUGAUGAGCUAUCAACAAAAACGAAUCGGUCGGUCUAUCAUCAAAAUAUUGAUAACCACAUAUAGUGGUUUAUGUAAGGUCUCCUUUCUCUCAAGGCAAUGUUAGUCUGUUACUCCAAUAUUUCCAUCAUAUGAAUCUGGUAGUAUUUGAAAAGCCUCUAUACAUUGCUGUGGUGCCACUAAUGGACUCUUUUCAGGAUAAAGAUGUUAAAUUAUUAAGCCAUUUCGCCGCCACAGCCUUAAUAUGGUCAUUUGUCUUAGUGCAGGGGUCCUGUAGGACCUUAAGGACCUUUGUGUAAGCUUAACUGUAUAAUGGGCCUCCC
Messenger RNA from Aspergillus alliaceus, 324 nucleotides. RefSeq lists its product as uncharacterized. The transcript has a single exon. The record is from RefSeq and is a predicted model, not a curated record. The coding region runs from base 133 to 300 and encodes 55 amino acids. Lineage: Eukaryota; Fungi; Ascomycota; Eurotiomycetes; Eurotiales; Aspergillaceae.